Messenger RNA from Melopsittacus undulatus (budgerigar), 1131 nucleotides. RefSeq names its product STING1 ER exit protein 1 (gene STEEP1). The record is from RefSeq and is a predicted model, not a curated record. Bases 67 to 735 code for a protein of 222 amino acids. The transcript is spliced from 7 exons. NCBI's taxonomy places the organism in Eukaryota, Metazoa, Chordata, Aves, Psittaciformes, Psittaculidae. Gene Ontology annotation, biological process: endoplasmic reticulum membrane organization; endoplasmic reticulum to Golgi vesicle-mediated transport.
GGGAGGCCGGGCCUGGGGCGGGGAAGCAAGGCCUGUGCGGUGUGAGGAGGCCGCUCCGCCGCCGCCAUGCCCAAGGUGGUGUCUCGGUCCGUCGUGUGCUCCGACACCCGUGACCGAGAGGAGUACGACGAUGGGGAGAAGCCGCUUCACGUCUACUACUGCCUGUGCGGGCAGAUGGUGCUGGUGCUGGACUGCCAGCUGGAGAAGCUGCCGAUGCGGCCUCGGGACCGUGCCCGGGUGAUGGAUGCUGCCAAGCACGCACAUAAGUUCUGCAACGCGGAGGAAGAGGAGAGUGUUUUCCUGCGCAGGCCCGAGGGCAUAGAGCGGCAGUUCAGGAAGAAGUGUGGCAAGUGUGGACUGCUGCUCUUCUAUCAACACCAACAGAAAAAUGCUCCUGUGACGUUCAUUGUUGAUGGUGCUGUGGUCAAAUUUGGCCAGGGUUUUGGGAAAACAAACAUAUAUACUCAGAAACAAGAACCUCCCAAAAAGGUGAUGAUGACCAAACGCACCAAAGACAUGGGCAAGUUCAGUUCUGUCACAGUCUCCACAAUUGAUGAAGAGGAGGAGGAGAUUGAAGCGAGGGAGAUUGCAGACUCCUAUGCACAGAAUGCAAAAGUGAUUGAGAAACAGCUGGAACGCAAAGGCAUGAGCAAAAAGCGGCUGCAGGAGUUGGCUGAGUUGGAAGCCAAGAAAGCCAAGAUGAAAGGAACCCUGAUUGAUAACCAGUUCAAGUGAAAUGCUGCACAUCUGCUGAGUCUUCAGAGAGCAGAAGGCUACCAGGAGCUAUCACAGAUCUGUCAACAGAGCACAAGUAACAGUGUUGAAGGGCACUCUGCUGCAUGCAGCCAGCUUGGAGGAUGAGUAACUCUCUCAUAACCAAUGCUCUGGUACCGAUUUUAAUAACUCCAGUGGCACUGGAGACUUUGCUGAGGCUGCAGUUCUCUACAAAUGCAGUGUUAGGAACAAGCUGCUCCAGCCAGAAUAUUUACUUUUGGGAAGAUCUUCACUGGGUGCCUUCCUCAGUUCAAAUACACACCUUCUUAUGUUGGUAGUUUUCAAUUGUGUAAGGUUUGCAUAAGUGUAUUAGAGCUAUAGGUCAACUGUACAACAAAGAAAUGGCUACAGAAGUAA